This is a messenger RNA of Leptopilina boulardi, 2780 nucleotides long. It is a transcript of the gene fu, whose product is annotated as serine/threonine-protein kinase fused. Gene Ontology annotation, cellular component: cytoplasm. Gene Ontology annotation, biological process: protein phosphorylation. The record is from RefSeq and is a predicted model, not a curated record. The coding region runs from base 139 to 2460 and encodes 773 amino acids. The transcript is spliced from 10 exons. Gene Ontology annotation, molecular function: ATP binding; protein kinase activity. NCBI's taxonomy places the organism in Eukaryota, Metazoa, Arthropoda, Insecta, Hymenoptera, Figitidae.
AAACAUAACCUUUGAAGUAAAUAUGAUAUUGUAUACAUUAGGAGGUUGUAAAUUGCGAUUUUAUUUGUAUAUAAAAAAUAUUCACAGUAGAUUUUGAUUGAGUGAACAAAUAUAUAUAUAUACUUUAUACUUUAAAAUAUGGAAAAAUAUGAAGUUCUCUGUCAAAUUGGAGAAGGUUCUUUUGGACAAGUAUAUAAAGCAAAAAAGCGAGCAAAUGGAGAUAUCGUUGCUUUUAAAGUCAUCAGAAAGAGAGGUCGAUCGGAAAAGGAAUUGAAAAGUUUACGCCAAGAAUGUGAAAUACAACGUCACCUACACCAUCCCAAUAUUGUCCAAAUGUUGGAUUCUUUUGAAACUGAUAACCAGAUAGUCGUAGUAACUGAAUAUGCAGAUAAAGAUCUAUAUGAAAUUAUAGGUAAGACAGGUCGAUUAUCAGAAGAAAGGGCUCAAGUAAUAGCUUGUGAUCUAGUUUCUGCACUAUACUAUCUUCAUUCAAAUAGAGUAUUACACAGAGAUUUGAAACCCCAGAAUGUUCUUCUUGAAACAAAUGGCGUGGCAAAAUUGUGUGAUUUUGGAUUUGCUCGUAGUAUGAGUACAGGGACUCAUGUACUGACUUCUAUAAAAGGAACUCCACUGUAUAUGGCACCCGAAUUAAUAGAAGAACGUCCUUAUGAUCAUAAUGCUGAUUUAUGGUCCCUUGGUUGCAUAGUUUACGAAUUAGUUGUUGGGAUACCACCUUUUCAAACCACUUCUAUUCUGCAUUUGAUAAAACUCAUUCGAUUCGAAUCUGUUAAGUGGCCAUCUCACAUUACAAGCAUUUGCAAGAGUUUUCUCGAAGGUUUAUUACAAAAAGAUCCGUCUCAACGUUUGACUUGGCCGAGCCUACUGGAACAUCCUUUCGUUAAAGAUAGAAUUAUUAUUGUAGGUACUCCUGUACCAACAUCUCUCACUACUCCACUUUCUGCCAGUCAAGAGAAAGCCAAGCAACAACAAUUUCAUAUACUGAACGUAAAGUCGAACAAAUCAAAAGAUAUAUUGGAAAGAGCAGUAAUGAAAGUUCAAGAACAUGAGCGACAAUUACGAGAAAUCCAUAGACGAGGGUGUAUCUCACAACCACGUUUUCCUGUUUUGUACAAUUAUUAUGCUUAUGGAAUGAAUCAGCCAUGUCCAGUCUUGCGGCGCAGUGAACCGAAUGGAACAGAUUCAAACACAAGUGUCGACGUUCUUCUUGGAAAUUUAAGUUUACGAGCAUCUUUACAAAGUGACCUUCUUGCCGCAGAUCACGCUGCUUGUCAAAUGGAUUGUCCAAAUUCUGAUUAUUAUCAUGAAACAUUAAUUAAUCCAAACUGUCCUAUUUCAAAAAUAGACAUUGAACAAAAGCCUGAAUGUGUUUCGAAGUUUCCUAUAGAAAUUUCUGCUGCAAAUAAUCAAAAUGAUAAACAUAAAGAUCCAGAGAUUGAAAACGAAAAUGUUCGUUCUUUGAAGAUAAAUUCAGAGAAAGAAAUUUUGAAACAGAGUCGUUUAAGUAAAGAUUAUGAUCAGGAAUUUGGCAAGGAAAAUACAGUGGAUAAACAAAUGCGAUUGCCGGAUUGGAAUCCUCGAGCUGUGGAACAACCAAUUGAGAACGAAGAAUGGGUUGCUUUUCUUCAAAAGUCUAUGGAAGAAAUUAUGGAUGGAGAAAUUGGAUCUUUACUUCAGGAAAAUUGCGUAUCUGUUUUUGUUUCUCCACUUAGAAAUCCAGCAGUGGGAUCUCAAGUCAUUGAGUACGUUGCUUGUUUACUUGCACUUCCGUUCGUCGCAAAAAUUUCAUCCAGCAAUUUAGAAUUAAUUCAGAAAGUUUAUCUUGAUGUUCGAGUCGUUCCCAAUCUCGUGCAUGGUUUGAAACUGCUUAUGGUCCAAGGAGAUGAUAAUGAAACUACCGCUGAAUUUCUCACCAGAUCAGCUUUGUCUCUUUCUGGUGAAGAACUUCAGGCAAUUGAACGAAAUAUUCUACUAUUGUGCAGAUUAGUGUAUGUAAAAGAGCAGUUUCUCACUCAAUUUUGCGAUGCAAUUUACAUAAUCAGUGGAAUUCCACUUCUACAACAAUUACUCACACUGGAAAAUAAAAAGCCUGGAGUCGUCGGCUAUCUUUUGGCAAUUUUUAAUAAUGUUUUAAGAUCUCAACCGGAAAAUGCUGAAAUAAUAGAGAAAGUAGUUUUGAGAGUUCAAGAUAAUGAGACGAAAGAGAGUAAAUUAGAGCAACUAAAAAAAUUAUUAAGUCAUCAUCAACCUGUUUUGAGAUUAAGAACUUGCAUUUUAAUUAAGCAUCUUGGUAAAUUUUGCUGUAGAGAUUUACAGCAUAUUUGGGAAAAAUCACUGAGAAGUAGUCUAGAAACUUUAACUGUCGAUAAAGAUUCUUCUGUAAAAGAUGUAGCUAUAGAUGUCGUUAAUGAAUUAAAGAAUCUGCCUUAUUAUGAUCAAUAGACAAUAAAGUAUACACGUAUAAAUUAUGAAUGAAUUACUUUUUAUAACAGUUUGUAUAAAUAUUUUUAUAAGUACUUGGAGGAUAUUGUAAUUCGAAUUUACAAAUCGUAAAAGACUGUUGUAAUCUUAAGAGUUUCUAUUUCUUAAUUGAAUUAUCUAUUUGGUAAUAAUAAUAUUUUUACAUUGUCUACAUGAGAAUAAAUUUUAGAAAAUAAAAUUGAUAAACAUAAGAUAAUUUAGUAUUAAUAUUAAAUACUGUAUUUUAUAUUUAUUGACAAUAUUUUGAGACUUUAUAACAGUAAAAGAUUAUUAAUUUUUUA